Molecule: messenger RNA, 1299 nt
Organism: Mercenaria mercenaria
Lineage: Eukaryota; Metazoa; Mollusca; Bivalvia; Venerida; Veneridae
Product: QRFP-like peptide receptor
Exons: 1
Coding region: 1-1299 (432 amino acids)
Biological process (GO): G protein-coupled receptor signaling pathway
Cellular component (GO): membrane
Molecular function (GO): neuropeptide Y receptor activity
Source: RefSeq, a predicted model, not a curated record
AUGUCGACGGAAAAUAAGAGUGUGUUAUUAAACAAUAGAACAGCAAUAUGUUCGACGUUGGGAAAUAAUAGCUCCAGUUAUCACGAUUUUCAUAGUAACGAAGAGACAACAACUUUGGAUCCUGCCAUUUUACAGGGCAUUUGUAAACUCACUUUGUGUACCGUCGACGACAACAGUAAGGAUCCAUUGUAUGUGAUUUGUGAACGGUUUUUCGGUGAUCUCGUGAAGGAGAUUGAGAGAGAUCGACUAUACUCUCAAACCAUUCCAACGGCGAGUAAAGUGUUGCUGUCAAUUUUGACAUCUCUCAUGAUAUGCUUAUCUCUGUGUGGAAAUUCACUUGUAGUGAUGACAUUUGCUUUUAACAAGUACAUGCGAUCUGUGACAAACGUAUUCAUAUUAUCACUGGCUAUAAGUGAUUUAAUGGUGACAUUUACAUGUAUUCCUAUGAAUAUGGGCUUUAUUCUAAAGCCGACGCACUGGUUAUUUGGUCGUUUUGGUUGUAAAUUAAUGCCGUGUAUAACCCAAUUGUCGGUAGCUUGUAGUUCACUGACACUAUGUUGUAUAGCUUUUGACAGAUAUUACGCAAUAGUUCAUCCUUUGAAACUAAAGUUUUUGCAGACGACAAAACGUGCUACCAUUUUACAAGUGGUUGUCUGGUGUGUGUCUGCGGCUUCGACAAUUCCGUAUGCCUUCUUCUAUGACACUCUUCAGGUAUCAGCCUGCAAAGAAAUAGACGAAGAAGACAAAAUAGUUUGUGUUCAGCAGCAUCACCAAAUAACGAAAAAGGUGUUCGAUAUAUGGGUGUCCAUGUUUGUCCUGUUUUAUGGGCCCUUCCUGUUUAUGUCCAUAUUGUAUGGCAUUAUUUGUUACAAACUGUGGGCUCAAAGACCUGUUGGUGCAAUGUCACAGAGAACUUACGAUGUGAGACUCAAAUUAAAGCGCAAAGCAAUUAAAAUGCUGAUUACCGUAGUCUUCAUCUUUAUUAUAUGUUGGAGCCCGCUGUUACUAUUUAAUGUUAUUGCAAAUGCAAACCACGUGCCCACAAAUGUUAAUAGUCUUAACUGGCGUUCAUUUCUACAAUGUUUAGCUUUAAGCAGCACAUGCUGGAACCCACUCGUAUAUGCAUUUAUGAAUGAAAAGUUCAGAAAAGCUUUCCGAACACUUUUGACCUGCAGAAAAGCUCAGAUUCAACCAGUUCUUGAACACAGAAUGUCGACAGAAAGUCGCAAGACAACCACGCAGUUGGAAAUGCCUGUAUUACCCGUAGGAAGCAGACAGACGUCCGAAACGAAGGCCUGA